Fusarium musae is the source of this 447-nucleotide messenger RNA. RefSeq lists its product as uncharacterized. The transcript is spliced from 2 exons. Lineage: Eukaryota; Fungi; Ascomycota; Sordariomycetes; Hypocreales; Nectriaceae. Bases 1 to 447 code for a protein of 148 amino acids. The record is from RefSeq and is a predicted model, not a curated record.
AUGGCUCAGAACGCCCCAGAGAACUACGUGCCACUCUAUGCUACCCAGGACGAAUGGCAGGACAAAGAGCUUCAACAAUUUGCGAUUGACUUCUACCGCAUCUCGGACAACCCUGAAGAGAAUCAGCGUUGGGUAGACUCCUUCACGGAAGACGCAAGCGUGCAGAUUGGCGCUGACAAGGCGCGCGGCUCAAAAGAUCUGGUCGAAUUCCGAAGUCGGAUGUGGAAGCACAUCAAAGAGCGCAAACACACGGUUCACAAAGUCUUUCCUGGGCGUUUCUCAGACUCAAAUGAGUGCAUGAUCCUGGGAGACGUCAGCGUUACCACGACAGAUGGACGGCUCAAAGAGGCUGCUUGGUCGGCACAUGCAGUCGUCAGGAAGGUUGAUGGACAGUGGAAGUUUAGCCAAUACCGCGUCUGGCUGCAGACUGAUGGACAUCUGCUGUGA